GAUAAAUCUGCAGCCCAUCUGUUAUUUCUGAAAUGUUUUUUGGUGACUGGGAAGAAACAGAAACACAGAAAAAAGACAUCUGAGGAGAUGCAAAUUCUGAAAAGCCGACUGUAGCAGAAAACAGCACAAAUAUAAACGUGCACAGAUGAUUCCGUGUACCUCUGAUCCAUGUAGUUCCUCAGCUGCCCGCAUGUCUUCCUCCGCGCCGGCAGGGGGCGACAGAAGACAGAAGUAACAUCGUCAGUCUGUGUUUACUUGUAACUGAGCUAGCUUUAGCAUCUGCUGAACAUUAAGGUACAGCUGCUGAGAGGUCAGAGGUCAGCACGCCUUCAUCAUGGUCAAACAGCCACAGAGGACAGACAGGUGUUUUAUACCCACUGCAGGAAGUGCAUUGGCGAGGGUUCGAUUCCCUGUCUGUGCUGCUCAGAGGAGGCCGCCUCCACCCCAGCAGGCGUCAGAAACAGGAAGUACCGAGAGCUGGCCACGCUGCAGCUCCACCGCCACAGAAGAAGAGAGGGGUGCUGAUGGGCCGAGCCAGCCUGGAGGCGCGGGGUUGGAGGGAGGAUCAGAAGAAUCGGACUCAAAGCGAGUGAGGAUGGAGGACGACGCUGCUCCGCCCGGCAGAGUCCCCGGGUCAUGUGCUCCAGCGGCAGAUGUUCCUCCUCCCGACCAGCAGGGGGCAGCAGAGCACAGCGAGGGCAGCAGAGCAGCCGAGCUGCAGGGCGUGGGGUCACUGAAGGUCACCAUCCAGCAGAGCAGCGAGAGCCGAGAGUUUGGACAGACGGACAGGACGGCCGAGAGACAGACGGGCGGACUCCACUGUCACGUCUGUGACCUCACGUGUCGCUCUCUCCUGCUGUUUCAGGAGCACAUGGCAGGACCUGAACAUGUGAAGAAGCUGCAGGAGAUCACACACUCCAUCCACCUCAACACACACACACCGCAGGACAGGGGGCGCUGCCGUGAGUCGCAGUGCUGGUGCGACACCUGUCAGACUCACUUCAGCGGUGAUGUCAUCAUUCAUCGGCGGACCAAACGACACAAGAUGUGCAAGCAGCUCUGCCGGCCCUUCUGUCCGGUGUGUGGACGUCACUUCAGGACGCCCAGGAAGUUUGUGGAGCACAUGAAGUCAUCGGAACAUAAACAGCAGGUGCUCCUGGAGGAGGCUCAGGAGGAGGAGCUCAUCACUGUGGAUGCUGUCGGCUGCUUCGAGGAGGAGGGGGAGGAGGAGGAGGAGGGGGCGGUGGUGGAGGAAGAAGUGGACGCAGCUGACGAGGAAGAGGAUGCAGCAACAAAGGAAGACGCGUCAGAGGUGGCUGAGGAAGAGGAGGACAAGCGGCGAGCAGAGUACGACCCCAGCACGGCGUGCGGUGUGUCAGCGAAGAGUGCACAGCAUAAAUAUGUGGACAGUCACAGAGACACCGUGCUCAGAGGAAGCGGCGGCGAGGACAGAGAGACGAGGACCGAUCUGCUCCGCCCUGACCGCCUCACCGUGUCCCACAAUGCAUCGCUGCAUCCAGGUGAUGCUCUGAUCACCUUUCUUGUGUUUGACUGGUGGCUGCUGCAGGAGCUGCAGCGCCCCCUGGUGGCUCAGCCGUGCAUCAUGUUCAUCGUGUUUCCACAUCCCCACAGCCCACGUGAAAGAACAAGAACCACCGACGUGGUGUUCGGGUCAGAUCUGAGCUGGGUUAGACUUCAUGUUCCGGUCCACGUGGCAUGCUGUACCCAGCCCGGCCGCAGGGGGCGCCCUCCCUGCUCAGCGCGGAGGAUUGUGGGUCGGAGGAGGCAGCAGCGGGGCAUCUUCAUCAUCACUGCGGGCCGGACCGGGACGUGA
Molecule: messenger RNA, 1834 nt
Organism: Pelmatolapia mariae (spotted tilapia)
Lineage: Eukaryota; Metazoa; Chordata; Actinopteri; Cichliformes; Cichlidae
Gene: ciz1b
Product: cdkn1a interacting zinc finger protein 1b
Exons: 15
Coding region: 335-1834 (499 amino acids)
Cellular component (GO): nucleus
Source: RefSeq, a predicted model, not a curated record